Molecule: messenger RNA, 2524 nt
Organism: Protomyces lactucae-debilis
Lineage: Eukaryota; Fungi; Ascomycota; Taphrinomycetes; Taphrinales; Protomycetaceae
Product: fungal-specific transcription factor domain-containing protein
Exons: 2
Coding region: 128-2479 (783 amino acids)
Biological process (GO): regulation of DNA-templated transcription; DNA-templated transcription
Molecular function (GO): DNA-binding transcription factor activity, RNA polymerase II-specific; zinc ion binding; DNA binding
Source: RefSeq, a predicted model, not a curated record
AGCACUCCGACACCGCAUAGCUCUUCCUCUCUCCUUCCACGGCAGCCUGGAUCGAGCCGCUGCCGUCAAAUCGACAACAGACAGCUGACAUAUAUACACACUACCCGGCGACAACAGGCCCCCUCCCAUGCCAGACGCACAGGAGGGACCAGCAGGCGGGCCCAUCCGGAAGCGCAUCUCUCGCGCAUGCGACUCUUGCUACUCGCUGCGCACAAAAUGUAACGGCGAGAAUCCCUGCCAGCAGUGUGUCAAGACGAGUAUACCGUGUACCUUUGACAGGGCCCGGAAAAAGCGCGGCAAGGCGGCAAGGAAGGAGCAGGAUGGCCAUAGAGAGCCCGAACCACUUGCUGCACGACCGCCGCCUGUCCAUGCCUAUCGUGCAGGGCCGUCGCUCCAGCAGCACCAGCACCAGCAGCAGCAGCAACAAGGUUUCAAGCAGGAACAAGGACCUGGGAUAGCGCCGCACUUCCCAUACUUUAACGACGGCCGCACGCCCACGAGCGACAAUGGAAUGCGCCUUCCUAGCCUACAGCGCGACCAGCUCGAUACACUCUUAUCUCAGUCACCAGGUAUUCCACCGGAUGGCUUGCUACCGUCUCCACAUCCUCCUCGAGAGGGAAGCUUCAUGCCACCAAGCAAUACAAGUAGCUUCUUGCCUCCGACAUCAACAGGCAUGUACGCGACAGAAACCUUACCAUCGCCGAUGACGGGUCUAUCGAUGUUUUCACAACUCGCCGGUACUGCUGCACAAACUAAUUACAUGCUCAAUCCUCAAAGUCAUCAUGCGGAUCCGCUCGAGUAUCGUCGCCCAGGCUCAGUCAUGGGACAUCGUGGCGGAUUGCCCAGUAUGACGGGUGAAUCACCUGCGAGUUUCAAAAGUGCUUCACCGCAAGUUCACCUACCGAUGCAUGAUCGAUACCGACAAACAUACCAUCCACCAGGCUCACUACCAGAAGGUCUUCGCUACCCAAUCUUUGUGGCACAUUUACGAGCAUUGUCAUUUCUACCACUGCACGUCAUUAGUCACCUGGCAGAAACGUACUUUGACAAUUCACCGUAUGUGCUUGGCUAUACACUUCGGCAACGUGACUUUCUCCACCCAACAACACCGAGAGUCACGAGCCCAGCGCUGGUGUUCGCAGUAUUGUGCGUGAGUGCGCAUACUUGUGAAAAUGCCUUUUUCGGUCAAACACCCGUGAUGCGGGCAAAGAUUGUCCAGCGGUUAUUUGAAUUGUCUGUUGCUGCGUUACGACCUUUGCAGCACGAUGAAGUAGGUGGUGGUGGGCUGGAUGAUGUGAUGACUUAUACGCAACUCGGUACCAUCAUCAUGGCAUCUGAAUUCAAAGGUGUCUCCUUGCGUUGGUUGUAUGGUGCAUGGACACUUGCAAAAGAGCUGCAUCUCAAUCGCGAGUGGACAGAGCAUACAGCAAUCUCUGAGACAACGCGUGAAGAAAGACGGCGAGCAUGGUGGCUGUUGUUUAUGAUUGAUCGGCAUUUAUGCUUGUGCUACAAUAAACCCAUGGUGUUGAUGGACGUUGAGUGUACGAAUCUGUUGCACCCUAUGGAUGAACAACUCUGGCAAUCACACGAGGAUAUUGAUGGGCCUGGUGAGUUGAACAUGUCGGGGGAUGCACAAACACCCGAUGGUUACUUGCAGCAACAUCAACAGCAACAACAUCAGCACGGUCAAUUCCUCAAAAUGCUAUAUGAGGAGCGCGCUCGAGGUCCGCGUGUCUUUCAAGUACAAGGGCCGGGUAUCUUUGGCUUCUUCCUACCGCUCAUGUCCAUCUUGGGGGAAAUUUGCACAAUCUUCCAUUUAAAGCACCACAUCUUGCUACGAUUUGAUGAUUUAGCACCACAAAAGGCAAGAGUUCGCGAACACCUCGAUGCCUACAAACGAUCCCUUGAACGCUGGAAUGAUCCAUCCACCGUUCCUGCACCAGCCAAUAUACUCACACGAGCGCGUCAAUUCUCAGAGGGCACUUUUGUUGCGUAUGCGUUACAACUCAUGCAUACCAUGCACAUCUUGCUGUGUUGCAAGUUUGAUCCGAUUGAUAUGAUGAAUGACGCAGAUGGUUGGAUCUCAAGCGAUGAAUUCAUUGGUGCAACCACACACGCCGUUACUGCUGCAGAAGCAGUCUCAACCAUCCUCCGCAUCGACCCAGAUUUAUCCUACAUUCCCUUCUUUUUAGGGAUCUACCUCUUGCAAGGUUCAUUCUUGCUGUUUUUGAUUGUGGAUAAGCUGGAGCAAGAUGCAGAUGACGCUGUGAUUGAAGCGUGCGAGACGUAUAUUCGAGCGCAUGAGAGUGCCAUCACCACACUCGAUACGGUCUACCAGCGGAAUUUCAGGCGUGUGAUGCGAUCCACGCUGAAUUCCAUCCGGUAUAAAGUGAGGAGUACGGAUGAAGAGAAGGAGAAGCGGAGGGAGUUGUUGACGCUGUAUCGAUGGUCUGGUGAUGGGCGUGGAUUGGUCGUGUAGCAGCUGUAGCUUUCCUCCUCCUCCUGCCAUCUGAAUACAUUUGAG